Messenger RNA from Daldinia decipiens, 2933 nucleotides. Its product is annotated as RCC1/BLIP-II. Lineage: Eukaryota; Fungi; Ascomycota; Sordariomycetes; Xylariales; Hypoxylaceae. Gene Ontology annotation, molecular function: guanyl-nucleotide exchange factor activity. The record is from RefSeq and is a predicted model, not a curated record. The coding region runs from base 716 to 2797 and encodes 693 amino acids. The transcript is spliced from 2 exons. Gene Ontology annotation, cellular component: cytoplasm.
CACAGAACCCUAGGUGCCCGGGCGGUGAGGAAGCUACUUGUUUGCACUUGCCUGUACUUUCCUGAACCAUAAUUUGAUUGGGUUUGGAGCUUCCAGCUGUAUGCACCUUCCAAGCCGCUAAAAAGCUAUUGUGGGUCCACAACGCGCGACUUCCCACUGUUUUGGUGAAUACACAGUUACAUCAGUUUGCUGCAUGCGGCCUUGGGCAGUUGAGCACAGCUUUUUCACCUAAAAAUUUCCACCAGCGCGUUUUUCUUUCUAUCUCACAACAUUCAUCACCGAAAGCAUUCAUCCUUCUUUACCUCGAGCACUUCUUUUCCAAUUGUUCUCCAAUCUAACAAAGAAGAGAUCCUAUUUUUCGGCCAUUGACUAUCACUCUCGCCCUGGUCCUCGUGUUUUGUGACUUUCCAAAAUUUCACUACGACCACGUCUUGUCUGACUUGUCAGCAAGACGCGAUAGUUGCGUUACUUGCGCACCAUAAUCAGCAAGCUCUCAAACCAUUCACACGCCUCACCAACACUUCACUCUACCCCUUACUCAAUACUUUAUCCACACUUAACAUCAUACCUUGCACUAUUUAGCAUCGCGCACCUCUUGACGACAGUGUCCUCAGAAGUCGCGCAUACAGACUGCUAAUCAUUCAUUCUCUCCCUACUAUCGUACUAUCCCUAUUUUCCGCACUACUGUUUACGCGACUUGCAAACGCGACGCACAAUGCCUCCGAGAAGACUCGCCUCGGCGCCAUCCGGUACCAAACCGUUGAGCAAAAGGUCUUCUGCGACUAGGGGAGCUCCUACUAGGGCCAAAAAUGGUCGCGGUGUAGUGAAGCAAAGUAUCCACAACAAAAGCGAUGAUGGCGAAAAAGAUGAGGAGCUAGAGCAAGAGCAAGAGCAGAGUGAAGAUAAGGAGAAAGAGCAGGAUGUGAAUGAAGAACAAGAGCAGAAUGACGAUGAUCAUGCCGAAGAGAAGGAAAAGACGAAGAAGCAGACUGAACCCACCCGACGUGGACCAAAGAGGGCAACUGGUCGCGUCACCCGUAUUGCUAAACCCCCUGCAGCCCCUGCGGCUCUGGCUCAAAGACGAACUGCCUCGAAAGUACAGAGUGGUUCUGGAAAGACCAGCGCGACUGCAAAGGCUCGUCUUAAGCAACUCAACCUUGAUAGCGAGGCUACUCGUCGGCGCGACCAAUCUAUCUCCGAGUCGAGUGGAUCGCGUGCUUCCAAGCGCAAGAGAGAAGAAGUUGAGGACGAAGAUGAAGACGAAGAACCUGAGGAAGCGCCCAAGCAAAAGAAGCCUCGUGGUACUCGAGCUGCGCCCAAAAAGAUCAGAAAGCUCAAAGCCGAAGAACCCAAGCCAGUACCUAUAUCAGCGAAAUCUCGCGAUACUAGCGUGACUACCGGAAGCGCUCCCAAGACUGCCCCCAAGAAGGUCACACCGCGCCCGCGUACGAGAGGGCCUGGUGCAAGAGGUGUACCUUUUAAUGAGGUGCCUACUAAACAGUUAGAUGUUUUUGUCUUUGGCGAAGGAUCAUCGGGCGAACUUGGUCUCGGUAGUACGAAAUAUGAUGGAAGAAAACCUAUCGAUGUAAGGCGACCUCGAAUUAACCACAACCUCAAGGGCGUUGUCGCUAUAGCUUGCGGAGGUAUGCACUGUAUUGCCCUGACCCAUGAUCAGACUAUCCUCACAUGGGGUGUCAACGAUGAUAGAGCGCUCGGUCGCGAUACUUUCUGGGAAGGCGGUACUCGCGACGUUGACGACGAGGAUGAAGAUGAUGAAGAUGAUGAUGACACCGGCGUUAACCCUAAAGAAAGCACUCCUGGAAAAGUUGAUCUCAGUAUCUUACCUGAAGGCACCAGAAUUGCCCAGGUUGCGGCUAGCGACUCUGCCUCUUUCAUCCUCACAGACGACGGUUGGGUCUACGGCUGGGGUACUUUUAGGGGUUCUGAUGGUAUCAUCGGAUUCAGCGAACACGCGCGAAUCCAGGAGACACCUGCGCUCGUCCCUGAAUUGAAGAACAUCACUAGACUAGCUUGUGGUUCGAAUCACGUCUUGGCUUUGGACUUGUCCGGCAAAGUGUUCACCUGGGGCAGCGGAGGCCAAUUCCAGCUUGGCAGGAAACUGAUCUCUCGUCUCGCAGGCCCGGGUGUUGGACUUGUUCCGCAGCCAUGUGGAAGAUUUACUAAGAAACAUCGUGCCGUCAACGUGGGCGCUGGUUCGUAUCACAGUUUUUACAUCGACAGUGACGAUCAGGUGUGGGCCUGGGGCCUGAACAACUAUGCACAGACUGGCCUUAAGGAACAUACCGGCGAAGACGAUGCCAUGGUUCUCCAGCCUCAAGUUGUUACAUCACUUGAGAACCAUAAGGUCAGCCAGAUCGUGGGCGGAGAACACCAUUCGGUUGCCUGUACGACCGAAGGAAAGCUGCUCACCUGGGGCCGUGUGGAUGGUCACCAAGUCGGGCAGCCGUCCAGUCUAUACAACGAGGAGAAUACCGUUUUCGAUGAUAACAAAAGACCUCGAAUUCUCUUGGUGCCGACCGCCACUGAUGGAAUCAAGGCUACCUUUGUUGCUGCUGGUACAGAUACCAGCUUUACUCUAGAUGAGGCGGGCAAGGUUUACUCAUGGGGUUUCUCGGCGAAUUACCAAACUGGCCAAGGAACCACCGACGACAUUGAAGUUCCGACCGUGAUCGACAACACUGCCAUUCGUGAUAGACGAAUUGUAUGGGCUGGUGCUGGCGGUCAGUACUCGGUUAUCGCGGCUGAAGCUGAGAACAAUGUACCUAACGGUCAUUGAGAGUCAUUCUAAGUUAGACCAGAUCACGGCAUAGUGUUUAGGAGCGAUGGCAUACGAGGAUGAGAUGCUGCAUUAGUAUAUAUCCUUCGCAUCUUAUACUCAUUGGACUCAAGGGCGUUUAGGUCUAGUUUGAGGU